Bactrocera neohumeralis is the source of this 1485-nucleotide messenger RNA. RefSeq names its product putative nuclease HARBI1. Bases 580 to 1485 code for a protein of 301 amino acids. The record is from RefSeq and is a predicted model, not a curated record. The transcript is spliced from 2 exons. Lineage: Eukaryota; Metazoa; Arthropoda; Insecta; Diptera; Tephritidae.
UCAUCAAACAGAGCCGACAACAGAUCGGCGUAGCGUACGUGUACCCGACGAGAGCCGACGACACCAACACACUUAAAAUGUUUGACGAAAUUUAUUGAUCGUCGCCAGGGCACUUAAGGUUCUGUUAUUAUCGGCCCUGUCGUAGAAUCCGACUUGGAAUUGGUUUUUGCCGGAAAUGAAAACCGAUAUCGGUUUCAUUUGGUGUCGCGAAAUUCUAUCGGAAUAAGCUUUUUUCGAACAUGAGCAAAACCGAUAUUCGAAUCAGCUGUUCCAUUGAUGUGUUAAAUUAAAUUUACGCUUAUUUGUAAACAAUAGAGCAUUUUUAUAAUAUUUGAACUGUUUUGUGAAAAUUCAAAGAAAAUAACUGAAAUAUAUUAUGGCAGAUGCAAUUGCCAUAUUACUUAUGAUGGAAGAGGAGCAGUAACACAGUUUAAAGCGGCGAAUAUUACGAGAUAAGAGCAACCCUCUCGAGCUGCCGGAGUCAACGUAUACAAAACUUUACUUCAAUGGCUAUGUGUUUAUAACUCACUUAUUUGCAGAUUUAUUGCUCAAUAUCGCUUAAACAAAGAAGCUUUUGUUAUGGUAUUGGACAAAAUUCAGCCACACUUACGUUCAUCGACGAUUCCCGCAGUGCUUCAACUUGCUGCAACGCUUCGUUUUGUGGCCGAAGGCCCAUAUCAGCGAUCAGUGGGAAAUGAUGCAAACAUAAGUAUGGCAAGAAGCACUAUAUCAGAAGUGCUAACACGAGUGAUAAAAACAUUAGAACAUUCUAUAUGUCAUCAAUGGAUACAACUUGCAAUGGGAGCCAGUGAAAAACAACACUCCAAAGACUAUUUUUAUAACAAAUAUAGAAUUCCUGGCAUCAUUGUCUGCAUCGAUGGAACACAUAUUAAAGUUUUAAAGCCUUCCACUGAUGAACACCUCUACUUUAAUAGAAAAGGAUUCUUCAGUAUGAACGCUAUGAUUGUUUGCGACAGUAAUAUGACGAUUCGUGCAGUAGAUGUAAGGUAUCCUGGAUCCAGUCACGAUGCGUUUGUUUGGAGCAUAAGCACCGUUCGACAGCACUUUCUUAGGGAGUACGAAAUUGGCGAACGAACUUCCAGGUUACUAGGAGACAGUGGAUAUGGUAUUGAACCGUUCUUGUUAACUCCAUACAGAGAUCCUGAGUACGGCUCCCUGCAAAAUACUUUUAACAGGGCUCAUUCUUCGGCACGCAAUGUGAUUGAAAGAACGAUAGGCCUUUUAAAAAGUCGCUUUCGAUGCUUACAAGGUGCAUUGCAAUAUAACCCACAAAAGGUGGUUAAAAUUGUCAAUGUUUGUUGCGCACUGCACAACAUCUGUCGGUGCUAUAACAUUGAAUGCCCCAAUAUAGAAACUAUCACCGUUUCUACAGAAGUUUACGAUGAAAAUUCUGAAAUUUUAUCACAUGGUAGAACGCAAAAUGAGGGCCAACGGAUCCGAAACGAAAUAGCAAACGCUCCUUAA